GUUCAGCUCCGGAAUGGCCGCUGUGCUGUUUUUCACACUGUUUUCUUUUUCUCCUCCGCUCAUAUUCAAUAACACGGGGACACGGGGGCUCAUGUAUACAGUUAGUUAGCACCUUGUGUGUGUUAAGUGGCACAUGGAGACAUCAGACUGUCUCUCCACCGGGUUGUUGUCUCUUUCUGCUGCCCGGUUUGAGCUCAGCUGGCUGCAGCAGAUCUCUCCUCUCGCUCGGUCCAACUCACGGUCCGACAGCCGCUCUGCUUCAGGCCUACACACAGCUAGCUCAAAGAUAACCACUGGAUCAAAUCUUCGAGGGAUUAAAAAAAACCUUGAUGACCUUUGCAGCCUGAAAGAACUUAUAUCCGAAGGUCCUGGGAUUGUACGCGGUUCAAACACUUAAGCAUGUGGCCCAUGGGUGCCACAGUCCAGCUACUUCAAAGGAUUUUUUCUCCCAUGGCAUUUUAACAAAGGAACAAAGUAUCAAAAGUAUCCAAAAAACCGUUGGAUCACAAGGCCUUUAUUUCAGGGAUAAUCAUAAAUGUGUGGGUCUGUACAGGGAUGUUUUCUUUAAAAGCCUCCUUGGCUGUCUGUGUCCCUUUUUUCCCAAAUAAGUAACCUGACAAGAGAGACUCCCAUGAGCAACUCUGCAGGAGGCCCGAUAACGUCGACAUGAGUAGUACUUUAGGCAAAGAAAAAGAUUCGAAAGAAAAGGACCCCAAAGGUGGUCCAGCGGGGAAAGAAAGGGAAAAGGAGGCUAAGGCUCUAGCCGGCUUAGUCAAGGAUGGUGGCAAAGAAACGAAGACCAAAGGGAAAGAUGCCAAAGAAGGAAAGAAGGACACCAGCAGCUCAACACCGGGUGUUGCCUUCUCUGUUGACAAUACGAUAAAGCGGCCAAACCCGGCACCAGGUACGCGCAAGAAGUCCAGCAAUGCCGAGGUGAUCAAAGAGCUCAACAAGUGCCGGGAGGAGAACUCAAUGAGACUGGACCUAUCUAAACGGUCCAUUCACAUGCUGCCCACCUCCAUUAAGGAGUUGACGCAGCUGGCUGAACUCUACUUAUACAGCAACAAGCUGCAGAGUCUACCAGCUGAGGUGGGUUGCCUAUCAGGCCUGGUCACUUUGGCCCUGAGCGAGAACUCCCUGACCAGUUUGCCUGACUCCCUGGACUCCCUUAAGAAGCUUCGAAUGCUCGACCUCCGGCACAACAAGCUGAGAGAGAUACCGGCUGUCGUCUACCGGCUGACAUCUCUUACCACGCUGUACCUGCGCUUCAACCGCAUCACAACAGUGGAGAAGGACAUCAGAAACCUAUCCAAGCUCACCAUGCUCAGCAUUCGUGAGAACAAGAUUAAACAGCUGCCCGCAGAGAUAGGGGAGCUAUGCAACCUCAUAACUCUGGAUGUUGCCCAUAACCAGUUGGAACACCUACCGAAGGAGAUUGGGAAUUGCACACAGAUCACCAACCUCGACCUGCAGCACAAUGAGCUCUUGGACCUCCCAGAGACUAUAGGCAACCUGGCAAGCAUAAAUCGCUUAGGUCUGCGAUACAACAGACUGUCAGCCAUCCCAAGAUCAUUAGCCAAAUGUCGAGAACUGGAGGAGCUAAACCUUGAAAACAACAACAUUUCGGUGUUGCCAGAGGGCCUACUUUCAAGUUUGGUCAACCUGACCAGUCUAACACUGGCGAGGAACUGCUUCCAGUCGUACCCUGUGGGCGGACCAUCCCAGUUCUCCACCAUCUACUCCCUCAACAUGGAGCACAACCGCAUCAACAAGAUCCCCUUUGGUAUCUUCUCCAGGGCCAAAGUGUUAAGCAAGCUUAACAUGAAGGACAACCAGUUAACAUCUCUGCCAUUGGACUUUGGCACAUGGACUAGCAUGGUCGAGCUCAACCUGGCCACCAAUCAGCUCACCAAGAUCCCAGAGGACGUCUGUGGUUUAGUCUCUCUGGAGGUGUUAAUAUUGUCCAAUAAUCUUCUCAAGAAGUUACCACAUGGUAUUGGGAAUUUGAGAAAGCUACGUGAGCUCGACUUAGAGGAGAACAAGUUGGAAUCUCUACCUAAUGAAAUUGCUUAUCUUAAAGAUUUACAGAAAUUGGUGUUGACAAAUAAUCAGCUGACCACGUUACCCAGAGGCAUCGGCCACCUCACCAACCUGACUCAUCUUGGUUUGGGGGAGAACCUGCUGCAACACCUCCCAGAGGAGAUUGGUACACUGGAGAACUUGGAGGAACUGUACCUCAACGACAACCCCAACCUGCACAGCCUCCCGUUCGAGUUGGCCCUCUGCAGCAAGCUGUCCAUCAUGAGCAUCGAGAACUGUCCCCUCAGCCACCUGCCGCCCCAGAUCGUCGCGGGAGGCCCCUCCUUCAUCAUCCAGUUCCUCAAGAUGCAGGGACCAUACCGUGCCAUGGUCUGAGCCCAGAGCAGCUCAAUCCUACUUAACUCCAAACCCUCCACUUUGCUCUGCGCCCUCUCGCCUGCCUGCCCCCAUUACGUGUAUCAUACACUGUAAAGAAAACAGACUCGCCACAAUCAGUGUCGGGGGCAAAUACAAGGAGGACGAAGAAGAAGAAAAUGUUUCUUUCACCAUCCUUGGGCAGAAACGAGGCGAAUCGUUGGAGACUAGACUUCUGUGUUACUCCAGAGUUUAUCACGGUCAUUUUAGGACCCCAGCCACCCCCGCUCAUGUUUCAUUCCGAAUCAUACAAGAGGAAAAUAUUUCCAUCUCUUUGCCAAAACUGAAGAUAUAUAAAGUUAUAUAUAUUGAGUAACUGUGAGCUAAGUGGCAAGUCUUUUAACCAUAUAAACCGUGCUCCCAUUGCCAAUGUAUUUACAGUAAUUACAAGCAUCUAUUAUGUGAGCAAGGAUACAAUUGUAUGCAAAAACAAACAAAAAAAGUCUUUGGAACUUCACAUUUACUGCUGCUGCCGUAAUUUUAACUUCGACAUCUUGUUAUAUUUUCUUUUGAUAUUAAAUUUUUUUUUUCUUUUUUUUUUUUUUUUUUUUUACAUCACCUUCGCUCAAGAUAACUUAUGUUAACUGCUUCUUGACCAUAGAGAACAAAGGUCUAAUGAUGGCGUGUUUAUAAUUUCUUUUUUGUAUUUUUUUUUUUUUUUUUUUUUUACCUUUUAUGUUUAAAAACUGUGCCUAUGUUUAGAGUGAUCCAGUGGUUCAUUUCUAAACACAAUUGUCCAUGAGAAUACAAAGAUAUAAAUUAUUUCAAUAAUUCUUUUUUUUUUUUUUUAUUACUGCUGUUUUUACUUUAGUUUUUCCUUAUUUUUAGUGUUCUUUUUGCUGUUGCAUUAAUUUGUUAAAGCAAGCGAUAUCAGUUGUAAAAUAGGGUGAUUGGAGAUCUUUUUAACAAAUAGCAGCAGUAGUUGUUAAACAUUAAGCUAGUAAUGUAUACAUAUGAGAAAUGCCAAUCAUACAUGCUUGAAAAAAAAAAGCAAGUUGGACGUUUCUCCAAAACGGGUGGUGCUGUGACCCCCGUCUAUAUUGCUUUUGUGUGACAAAAAGGUAUUGAAAAAAAAUCAAACCUACACAGGUGAUGGGAUAAAUGAUAAGGAGAUGUUUUUAUAUAUGUACACAAAAUCCUGGUUGUUGCCUUGAGUGCAAUUUUUAGUUAUGUUUACUGGUUUGAUAUUAUCUUCAGUGUUGGGCUGCAUAGCUGUCAUUCAAUUGAUCAUUGACCAACAUAUCAAGCAUUUUUAAAAAAGACGUUAUCUGGGUCUCUUGAGCAAGUGGUGAGUGUAUCCGAUAAGGUUUGGUAAUAAAACAUUGACAGGUAACACUUCCUUUUUUUGUUAAUAUCCUUCAUUUUUUCUGUAGUUUUUUUGUUUUUGACAGGGUCUCCUAAGAAUCUUUAUUACAUGAUGGAAAAUGUUCCCUUGAUUUAGAUUCGUAUUUUUUUUUUUUUUAUAUAUAUAUAUCUUCUUUUGUCCCACACUGUCCCAGCAAUGCUGCUGCUCUUAUGCACUUUUGAAAAAAGACAUUGGCAUCCUCUAUAUUAAGAAAAACACACAGUAGCCUCUCAUUGGUUAUUUUGAAUGGGGGCAUUUUGUUUCAUAAAGUAUUUUAUCUGUUAAACAAACGGUUUAUCAUGUAAAUUUGUAUCAAUUAAAUAUAAAUGUUGAGUUUAGCGGGCUCAGAAUAUACUAGUAAACUUUCUUUGGGGAAGUUUUAUCCUGUCAAUCUUAAAAAGGAACUUGCUCUCUUGAACUGUAAAAGGGUCCGUGUGGUUAUGAGAUGUUUUAAGAUUGCCAUAUCCUGCUUUCUCCAUUGCAAGUGAAAUGGCUUAUUGCAGUUCAGAUCAGCAUUGUUUAUUUUAAAUCAAUUUACAUUGAGUGUUUUCUUUUUUCUAAAUGAUGAAAUGUGUAUUCAGUUAGUAUUAUUUCAAGUGACUGUACAUUAAAAAUCCCAACGAAAGGUAAUCAAACCAAACUUUUUUUUUUUCUUUUUGAAAAAUGUGUUGCAUCCCAGCUCUAUAUUCAAUCAUGAUUCUGUUUUGUAUUGAAACGUGUGGGUCUACUUUUCUUUGCAGCAGCUUGGUGUGUUUUUAGUGGGCUGUGGUUCGGUCUCCUCCACGGGAGGCCUGAGUGACGAGAGCGCCACAGCUCACCUCGGGGUGGGGCUGGGUCGGGGGAACGAUGUACGCUGCUUCUAAUUUACCAGCAGAACCUGUUGCUGCUUUUCGUGGACUGAAACAUAUGCUGUACAAGACGGGGGAGCCGGGGAGGGCAGGAGACGGGAAAAACGAUCCACUCCCAACACUGAUACAGACUUCACUCGAAAACCUGACGAGGGACAAAUCCACUGACCUUUUCGAUUUGGCGUCAGGCCCGGUGGUUUUCUCACAGAUCAAAUCGUUUGGACACAACGAUGAGACAACACAACAAGGUGCAUAUUUGAGCUUAACGCAGUUACAGUACAAGACUGUCGGAAAAAGACAAAAAAAAAUUGUAAAAAGGGCUUUCUGUGUUCACGCUCAACAACACACCGGAGGCAUUGCAUUCCUGGGUUUUCUAUAAAAGCUUUGGAAGUUUUCUUUUUUUUGUGUAUUUACUUUUAGCUGUAAACAGUUGUGUCAAAAAUGCCUUCAACGAGUACUCAAAAGUGAGACGUGCAUUAGGUAUGCAGCGAGAGUGCUGUGACCCAUUUUUACAUUCAGUCUCUCUGUUUUUACUUUUUUCAUGUGCCAUUUUGCAAGGUUGAGAAUGCCAGUGUGUGAACACGCGGAGGAUAACGGGAGGUGGGGCAGAAACUGAACUGGGCUAAUCGACCGGUGAGCAUUUAUCGGAUCCUGGAAUGUAGUUUUAAUGUGCUGUGGAGGAGAUGGAGAUCACCGACUGAGACGUUCAGUUAAAGGUGUGACUUGUUGGAUCAAAAAUGAUGACGACGUAUUGCAUACUGGUGCAUCCAAAAUAAUUGGAGUAUAAUUGGUGUUUAUUUUUCUAUCGUCUGUGAUUUUAGGCCGUGGAGAGCAUCGCAGAAUCAAAGUCAUUUUGCUCCUUUUGCUUUUUAUUCUGGAUCAUACAACUUGUCUUUUUCUUGCCUGGUUAUUUUGUACAGGAAACAAGCAUGUUGAACACAUAUGACAUGAUUUGUCUGGGUCAGAAUCGGGCGAUUUUGCAUAGAGAACUUGGAUUUAGUGGCUAUUUGGUGUAUCUGCAAAUGCUCCCUUUUUGUAUAUUGCAAAGGGUAUCGAAGCAUUGUGUGGCAAUGCUUAUCCUACUUAAUCUACAUUGACAAGCAGCCUUAAUGGUCUUUUUUUAAUGUGUUUGUUUGGCUAUUCCUUGUGUCUAUGGCCACUGACUGUACUUGAUGACAAGCAACUGGUCAUUACAAUGUAAAUUUGGGUCUAGUUUCUUUCUGUCUUAUUUUUCCUUUUACUCUGUACAGUAAUCUGACGUUACGGUAGACUCAGUAUUACAAAAUCUGUAAUGUGAUGAGAGUUUUACAAAAAGACAAAGUGCAAUGGAAGAUAAUGCCAUUAUGCUACCAAGUGGAUGUGCAUUAGCUUGCGUGUCACUUGUCUUUGGCAUUAAAGGGGAAUUCCACCAAAACUGACUGGCAUUUUUAUUCUGCAACUGCAGAGCUUUUUCAACACAAAUUACCAAGAUGGUUUUUGGUUUUCAUAAGUUUUUCUCACAAGUCAUAUCAGGUUUGAGUAAUAGGAUUGCAAGAUCAGGGGAAAUAAAAUGAUGUGACAUCGACUUUAAUAGUCUGAGAUUGUUGAAACUUAAAUUUUUUUACCACAUCUAUUCAGAAAUGGAGUUGUUUUCGGACACGACUUUUUAGAUAAUUCAGGCCGAUGUUGUAGGAUGACAUGUUCUUCAUCUUCAGAGCACAUAACUACAUAAAUGUCCGCUUUUUGUAAUCAAACCAAGUCACUUUUGGUGGAAAGGCCCUUUUAAUGUGAAGCCGCGCGCUCUUUCUCCUACCUGAAUCACACCCCCACAAAAACCACCCAC
Molecule: messenger RNA, 6469 nt
Organism: Sebastes umbrosus (honeycomb rockfish)
Lineage: Eukaryota; Metazoa; Chordata; Actinopteri; Perciformes; Sebastidae
Gene: shoc2
Product: SHOC2 leucine rich repeat scaffold protein
Exons: 9
Coding region: 667-2415 (582 amino acids)
Molecular function (GO): protein binding
Source: RefSeq, a predicted model, not a curated record